Talaromyces rugulosus is the source of this 984-nucleotide messenger RNA. RefSeq lists its product as uncharacterized. The transcript is spliced from 6 exons. Lineage: Eukaryota; Fungi; Ascomycota; Eurotiomycetes; Eurotiales; Trichocomaceae. The coding region runs from base 1 to 984 and encodes 327 amino acids. Gene Ontology annotation, cellular component: cytoplasm. The record is from RefSeq and is a predicted model, not a curated record.
AUGGUCAAAACAGUGACUUUUGGUGACAUCCAAAUCCCAUCGCCGGGAUUUGGUGCAAUGGGCCUUAGCUUUGGUCUGGGAAGCAACCUGACCCUUGAGCAAGCUGAGCCGGUUUUGCUGAAAGCACUCGAGCUUGGAUGUACUUUCUGGGACACUGCGGUUGUUUAUUCACGUGGAAUAAAUGAAACGCUGUUAGGGGACUUCAUUAGAAAACAUAAUGUCCGUGAUAAAAUCUUGAUUGCUUCUAAAUGCGGAUUCAACGCCUUCGGCGAUGGCAGUGUGACAAACUCUCCCUCUCAUAUUAGAGAAUAUAUCGAGGGGACUAUAGAGAGACUUGGUUUUACACCUGAUCUUUAUUAUCUUCAUCGCAUUGAUCCACACACCCCCUUGGAAGAUUCGAUUUCAACCAUGGAUGAGAUUCGCAAGGCGGGAAAGACCAAGUACAUUGGUCUUUCUGAAUGCUCUGCGGAAACUCUGCGCAAAGCCAACUCCAUCGCCAAGAUUGAUGCUCUCCAAGCAGAAUAUUCUGCUUUCGAGACGGGCCAUGAGACGGACGGAUUGAUUCAAGCAGCGAAAGAUCUAGACAUUACCUAUGUAGCCUACAGUCCACUGGGCCACGGGUGGCUUGUCGACAAUUUUGACUACGAAUCUCCGGACGAUUUUGCGCCUGAUGAUUUCCGUCGCAAGAUUCCCAAGUUCCAAGGAGAAAAUUUCUACCAGAACAAAGCAAUCGUUGAAGAGAUCAAGAAGCUGGCUGUCAAGAAAGGUUGUACCGUAUCCCAAAUCGCACUUUCCUGGGUUGCAGCCCAGGGUAUGAUUGCCAUCCCGGGCACUACUAAGCCACAGAGACUGGAGGAGAACUGGGCAUCGAGAGAGGUUGAAUUGACCGAGGAGGAGAAAGAUGCCAUUCGAAAGGUCAUUGAUUCUGUCCAGCCACGUGGAAACCGAUAUGCUCCAGCCCAACAAGCUCUAGUGGGCCAUUGA